AUGUUUCCAUCUUCUUCUUGGGAGCCCCAAAAUAUCCCCGCAGGCUGCGUUCCCUUUGAAAGCUACUUCUCAGGAAUCACAGACCCAGAAACUCCAAAAUUAACAAUAGAGAAGCCUCAAGUAGAUGCCAUGUAUUUAGGCAAUCCCUUGCAAGAAGCAUCAACUGGAGUCAACGUGCUGAACAUGUUUGCCCAGCCAACAAGAGUCAUUCAGAAACUUCAGAGAGGCGUACCAAGGAAGAUGCGUGGGACCCCAAAGAAUACACUCGUCUUGGAAGUGGAAGGGACUCUGGCAUUGUCCUCCUUGACGGCUGUAUGGGAUGAUGCCUCAACAUUCACCACACCAUUCCAGGACAGGCGUUAUGAGGUUUCGAUCAAGCUGAGACCACACCUUCCUGAAUUUCUAGAAGCCCUGGCCAAAAUCUAUGAGAUCUUUGUGUUCACCACGGCCAAGCAAGAUUACGCUGAUCAAAUGUUGAAGGUCCUUGGACCACAGAGGAAACUAAUCAGGCACCAGCUAUAUCAAGAGGACUGCCUCUGUAGCCAGGGUUCCUAUGUAAAGGACCUGUCAGCAGUGGAAAGAGAUCUGGACAGGACUGUGGCGGUUGCAACUUACCUGCAAGCGUUUCCUUACCAGACGUCCAAUGUGAUCGUGGUCCCCGAGUGGCAGGGCGAUCGUCAAGACGAAGAAUUGCUUCGCCUUAUUCCAGCCCUCCGAAGUAUUAGUCAGGCCGUUGACAUUCGCACUGAAAUAGAGAGAAAACAUCGUGGCCGAGGAACGGUUGAGCGUCUGUUUCCAUUAUAA
Molecule: messenger RNA, 804 nt
Organism: Pantherophis guttatus
Lineage: Eukaryota; Metazoa; Chordata; Lepidosauria; Squamata; Colubridae
Product: CTD small phosphatase-like protein 2-B
Source: RefSeq, a predicted model, not a curated record